AUGGCAUCAGUUAAUCUUGAUAAGUCAAUCAAGAACACUCCAGGCGAUCUGGAUUGCAACUACCUCUGCAGAUCCCAAAACGCCUUUGAGAACUUUUCUAAAGGCCAACAAGUCUUCACGGUAGUCGGUAUCAUCGCCCUGGUGGCUAUCGUCUUGGUGGUGCUGAGUUACUGCUUCUUCCCUCAGCUCCAGCGACUGCUCGGAAGGCCAAACAGGCAGCGACCUGAGUAUCUGGAGGGACAGGAUCCAGAAGAGCUCGGAGAAGGGAGCAGCUCGCAAGUCCGGUUCCGUGAGCCGGAGGUCACGGCGACGUACACUGAGGCUCGUGGAGGGACUGCCACGGCAUACUGGACCGAGGACGAGAGGAUUGAGGCCAGUGAUUAA
Messenger RNA from Lithohypha guttulata, 384 nucleotides. RefSeq lists its product as uncharacterized. Lineage: Eukaryota; Fungi; Ascomycota; Eurotiomycetes; Chaetothyriales; Trichomeriaceae. Bases 1 to 384 code for a protein of 127 amino acids. The transcript has 2 exons. The record is from RefSeq and is a predicted model, not a curated record.